This is a messenger RNA of Odontomachus brunneus, 2913 nucleotides long. RefSeq names its product UDP-glucuronosyltransferase 1-6-like. The record is from RefSeq and is a predicted model, not a curated record. The transcript has 5 exons. Gene Ontology annotation, molecular function: UDP-glycosyltransferase activity. Bases 1079 to 2560 code for a protein of 493 amino acids. NCBI's taxonomy places the organism in Eukaryota, Metazoa, Arthropoda, Insecta, Hymenoptera, Formicidae.
UCAGACGAUUUAUUUUCGUUGAAUCAACUGGACAAUGAUUCUGUGAUAAACUAAAAUUUUUAUUUAUAAAACCAAAUACUGCGCUGUCCUGAUUCGACAAUAGAUUAGAUUACUAAUAAAUAAAAAUCUAAGAAGACUAAAUUCUUUUUUUUUUUAAGAUUACAAUUCGAGUAAAGUAUUUUCUCAUGCGUGUGUUUAUAUUUACAUUUGUCACAUAGUUGCUCAUAAACAAUUUGACAUAACAUUGAAAAUAACUCAAAGAGCAAGAAUUUGAUUUAACAAUAUCGAAGAGGCCACUGACUUUUCGACGAAAAACAACGUCGGACAUCGAUUUAUCGAGUGUUAUUUUCACUGUCCGUUACGAGAGAGAGACGAGUGUGGGUAUUACGCGCUCGCUCCAAAUGCACUUGGACAUCUCACGGCGGUUCUGCGUCAACGCGAUUAUUCAUACGCGCGACACGACGCUUGCUGCGUAUGAUGAGUGCCGACGUUGGGAAUAACAGAAAGUUGCGGAUGGCGAUGGGUUUUCAAUAAAUCUUAGUCCGGUUUGAUUGAGACGUUGGACUACAGCUGCACGAGAGUGCACGAGAGGAACGUUUAGAUAAAUUUUUAGAUUAUCGAAAUACUUGACAAGUCUGAAACAAUAUCAUUAACACAUACACAUAGCAACGAUUAUGUCAAUAGUCAUGCACAAAUUGUAGACAAAUCAUUUAUAUGAAUAUAUUUAUUACUGGGUAUAAAAUUUUAUUUGGACAUUGAGGAUUUUAAAAAACAGUUUUAUUCGUUGGAUUUACAUCAACUUAAGUGUAGCACUUCUCCACAUACAAAUAUUUAUAUAUUUAUAUUAUCGUCACUUUUCCAGUACAUAUGUAGAGAGAAUUUGUACAAUUUCAUGAAGAUAUAUUUCGUGAAGAUAUAUUUGAUGAAAAAACAAUAUUUUGACAAUUGAUAAAGUCAGACUGAAAUUUCAUGCCUAAUUCUGUCAAGAAAGGAAGACAGAAAGAGACAAAGAAAGAUACAUUUAAAAUUUACAAUUUGUGUAUUGGAGUGCAAGUAAAAGUUUAUUUUAAUUAGAGCUAUGAUGUUGGUGCCAAUUACUUUAUGUUUUUACUUAUUUGGGUUUACAAGUGGCUCUAUCUUGACAGCACCACCUCUAUCAGCUUUAAUAGUCGCAUUUGAAAAUGUGUAUGAUUUGUCUUUACUUGCCAAUACCUUAUCAGAUCAGGGGAUCGACACAACAUUGGUAGUAUCAACUUAUACAGCUAAUGAGCUUUACAACAAUCUAAUCGAUGUUGAAGUGUUACAAUUGAACAUUAAUAAUAAUAAACCAGCACACAGUGCAGAGAAGCGUGCAAUAGAAGCAUGCGACAGUCUACUCAGGGAUCAAGAAGUACUGAAAAGAAUAAACGAAUUGCAGCCUACGUUCACUAUAUUCCCAGCACUAAGACACGAUAGCUGUUUACUACCGUGGGUGCGACAUAUCGAAUCGAUUCCGGUGAUUUGGAUAGGAAAUCCGGAGGAGGAAGUAUAUGCGUUCGAGAACACUGGAGUCGCUUUACCGAUGCGCAGUGGUGGUUUUUGGACGAGGAUCUGGAUGAGAUUCGAUGAGCAUUUCUUAUUCCACAACGUUAAGAUUAAUUAUCAUUUUCACAUUUUGCGCUUACUAACUAAGUACUUACCGAAUGCCAAUAACGACAUAAAAGACGACUAUUCCGACGUUCGUCUGGUGCUUUGGGGAGCCGAUACAGUCUUGCGUUCCAGUUUCGCAUCGUUGACGCAGUUACUCGUGGAGAUCGGCUGCCAUCACUGCAGAGGUCCGCAUCCGUUAUCAAAGGAUUUACAGAAGUCUAUGGUAGAACACAGACAAGGUACCAUCAUUGCUCUCUUGGACGAUAGUUAUGAGACAUUGGUGACAGAAUUGGCGAAGAAAUUGCCUCAGGGUAGAGAAGGCCAAGCCGUCUUGUGGAUGAUUAAUAAGGAUAGUACGAAUACCGAUUUACCGGAAAAUCUCUUCAUUCACGGCAACAUCGAUCGGCAAGAUCUCAUAGGUUACAGCCGAACCCGUGUGGUAUUGAGUCACUGUGCCGAUACGGAGUUCCUGGAAGUCGCGUUUCAUGGCACGCCGGUGAUAUGUCUGCCGCGGAACACGCACGAGUCCCGCAACAGCGAACGCGCGGUCGAGCUGGGCUUCGCGUACACUACGGAGGACCACGUCACCGGUGAGGAGAUCGCGAAGAUUGUGCAGAGGAUUCACGAGACGGUUGCCUAUCGCGAGAACGCACGUAAAGUCUCGCUAGCGCUGCGCGAUAGACUGAACCCGGCCUCGGACCGGCUAGUCUACUGGCUCCGCUACGUCGCUAGGACCAAGGACGGCGGCAGCGACAGAUUCCUCAGGCCGAGCAGCAGCGCCAAGACCUUCGCCGAAGACAGGAUGUUCAACGGGCUUUUUCUCGGUAUCUUCUUAGGGAUCGUCGCGAGCAUCUUCUUUAUGGUGAUGCUACGCAUAGUCAUGAAAUACGUACAUCGAGAUCAGAGUUCGAAGGGACGGCACAUGCUAUAAGAGAACGGCACUACACUCAUAUCAAGGAAACGAGUCGAUACAUAUAUACAUCUGCAUUUAUGUACGGACAUUUUUGCAUAUGUAUUUAUAUAUAAAUGCACGUAGAGUACAGGUACAUACGAAUAUACAAGUGUUAUGAGCUAGGCUUUUUGUCUCAUAGCUAGCGAAGAGAUUAUUAUUGUUAUUAUUAUGAGAAUUACUUAUAAUUAUGUUAUCAUUAUUACGAGAACGAAUUAUUACUAUUACUAUUACGAGCUGACGAGCAUAAUUCGACUGGAAAGAACUACGAGAGCAUAACAUGAUGUAUUAUCGUGAAGAAAAUAAAUUACAGUUUGUCAAUACUGAGUUCUGUA